Molecule: messenger RNA, 5197 nt
Organism: Perognathus longimembris pacificus (Pacific pocket mouse)
Lineage: Eukaryota; Metazoa; Chordata; Mammalia; Rodentia; Heteromyidae
Gene: Plcg1
Product: phospholipase C gamma 1
Exons: 32
Coding region: 66-4139 (1357 amino acids)
Biological process (GO): phosphatidylinositol-mediated signaling; phospholipid catabolic process; positive regulation of epithelial cell migration
Molecular function (GO): calcium ion binding; phosphatidylinositol-4,5-bisphosphate phospholipase C activity; protein binding
Source: RefSeq, a predicted model, not a curated record
CGUCUCCGGUCUCCGGUCUCCGGGCCCGCCGGGCCUGCGCCGCCGCCGAUCUCCGCGCCUGAGCCAUGGCGGGCGCCGCGUCUCCCUGCGCCAACGGCUGCGGGCCCGGCACGCCCUCGGACGCCGAGGUGCUGCACCUCUGCCGCAACCUCGAGGUGGGCACCGUCAUGACUUUGUUCUACUCCAAGAAGUCGCAGCGGCCCGAGAGGAAGACCUUCCAGGUCAAGCUGGAGACGCGCCAGAUCACGUGGAGCCGUGGCGCCGACAAGAUCGAGGGGGCCAUUGAUAUUCGUGAAAUUAAGGAGAUUCGCCCAGGGAAGACCUCACGGGACUUUGACCGCUAUCAAGAGGACCCUGCUUUCCGGCCUGACCAGUCCCACUGCUUUGUCAUCCUCUAUGGAAUGGAGUUCCGCUUGAAGACCCUGAGCCUGCAAGCCACAUCUGAGGAUGAAGUCAACAUGUGGAUCAAAGGCUUAACCUGGCUGACAGAAGACACAUUGCAGGCAGCCACACCCCUACAAAUUGAGAGGUGGCUUCGGAAACAGUUCUACUCCGUGGAUCGCAAUCGUGAGGACCGUAUAUCAGCUAAGGACCUGAAAAACAUGCUGUCUCAAGUUAACUACCGGGUCCCUAACAUGCGCUUCCUCCGGGAGCGGCUGACGGACCUGGAACAACGCAGCGGGGAUAUCACCUAUGGACAGUUUGCACAGCUGUACCGCAGCCUCAUGUACAGCGCCCAGAAGACGAUGGACCUCCCUUUCUUGGAAGCCAGCACUCUGAGGACUGGAGAGCGGCCCGAGCUCUGCCGAGUGUCUCUCGCGGAAUUCCAGCAGUUCCUCCUUGAGUACCAGGGGGAGCUGUGGGCUGUUGACCGGCUCCAGGUACAGGAAUUCAUGCUCAGCUUCCUCCGAGAUCCCUUGCGAGAGAUCGAGGAGCCUUAUUUCUUCCUGGAUGAGUUUGUCACCUUCCUGUUCUCCAAAGAGAACAGUGUGUGGAACUCCCAGCUGGAUGCGGUGUGCCCGGACACCAUGAACAACCCUCUCUCCCACUACUGGAUCUCCUCCUCACACAACACGUACCUGACUGGGGACCAGUUCUCCAGCGAGUCCUCGCUGGAAGCCUAUGCCCGCUGCCUGCGGAUGGGCUGCCGCUGCAUCGAGUUGGACUGCUGGGAUGGCCCAGAUGGGAUGCCUGUCAUUUACCACGGGCACACCCUUACCACCAAGAUCAAGUUCUCAGACGUCCUGCACACCAUCAAGGAGCACGCCUUCGUGGCCUCCGAGUACCCAGUCAUCCUGUCCAUUGAGGACCACUGUAGCAUUGCCCAGCAGAGAAACAUGGCCCAGUACUUCAAGAAGGUGCUCGGGGAUACGCUCCUCACCAAGCCUGUGGACAUUGCUGCUGAUGGGCUUCCCUCACCCAACCAGCUUAAGAGGAAGAUCCUCAUCAAGCACAAGAAGCUGGCGGAGGGCAGUGCCUACGAGGAGGUGCCCACCUCUGUGAUGUACUCCGAGAAUGACAUCAGCAACUCCAUCAAGAAUGGCAUUCUCUACCUGGAGGACCCUGUGAACCAUGAAUGGUAUCCCCAUUACUUCGUUCUGACCAGCAGCAAGAUCUACUACUCUGAGGAGACCAGCAGUGAUCAGGGCAACGAGGACGAGGAGGAGCCCAAAGAGCAGGCCAGCGGGAGCACAGAGCUACACUCCAGUGAGAAGUGGUUCCAUGGCAAGCUCGGGGCUGGCCGGGACGGGCGGCACAUUGCCGAGCGCCUGCUCACUGAGUACUGCAUCGAGACCGGGGCCCCCGACGGCUCCUUCCUCGUGCGAGAGAGUGAGACCUUCGUGGGCGACUACACGCUCUCUUUCUGGCGGAAUGGGAAAGUCCAGCACUGCCGGAUCCAUUCCCGGCAGGAUGCUGGGACCCCCAAGUUCUUCCUGACAGACAACCUCGUCUUUGACUCCCUCUAUGACCUCAUCACACACUAUCAGCAGGUUCCCCUGCGCUGCAAUGAGUUUGAGAUGCGCCUUUCAGAACCUGUGCCACAGACCAAUGCCCAUGAGAGCAAAGAGUGGUACCACUCAAGCCUGACCAGAGCACAGGCCGAGCACAUGCUGAUGCGUGUGCCCCGUGAUGGAGCCUUCCUGGUGCGGAAACGGAGCGAGCCCAAUUCCUAUGCCAUCUCCUUCCGGGCCGAGGGCAAAAUCAAGCACUGCCGCGUCCAGCAGGAGGGCCAGACUGUGAUGCUGGGGAACUCUGAGUUUGACAGCCUUGUCGAUCUCAUCAGCUACUAUGAGAAACACCCGUUGUACCGCAAGAUGAAGCUGCGCUACCCCAUCAAUGAGGAGGCGCUGGAGAAGAUCGGCACUGCUGAGCCUGACUAUGGGGCCCUGUACGAGGGACGCAAUCCUGGUUUCUAUGUGGAGGCGAACCCCAUGCCAACAUUCAAGUGUGCGGUCAAAGCCCUCUUUGACUACAAGGCCCAGCGAGAGGAUGAGCUGACCUUCACCAAGAGCGCCAUCAUCCAGAACGUGGAGAAGCAGGAUGGAGGCUGGUGGAGAGGAGACUAUGGUGGGAAGAAGCAGCUGUGGUUCCCGUCAAAUUAUGUGGAAGAGAUGAUCAACCCUGCAGCUCUGGAGCCGGAGAGGGAGCACUUGGACGAGAACAGCCCUCUGGGGGACUUGCUGCGGGGGGUCUUGGAUGUGCCAGCCUGUCAGAUUGCCAUCCGUCCCGAGGGCAAGAACAACCGGCUCUUCGUCUUCUCCAUCAGCAUGACAUCAGUGACCCACUGGUCCCUGGAUGUAGCUGCAGACUCACAGGAGGAGCUGCAAGACUGGGUGAAGAAGAUCCGCGAAGUGGCACAGACCGCAGACGCCAGGCUCACCGAGGGGAAGAUGAUGGAACGGAGGAAGAAGAUUGCAUUGGAGCUUUCUGAGCUUGUCGUCUACUGCAGGCCGGUUCCCUUUGAUGAAGAGAAGAUUGGCACAGAACGUGCCUGCUACCGGGACAUGUCAUCCUUCCCGGAAACCAAGGCUGAGAAGUACGUGAACAAGGCCAAAGGCAAGAAGUUCCUGCAGUACAACCGGCUGCAGCUGUCCCGCAUCUACCCCAAGGGCCAGCGGCUCGACUCCUCCAAUUACGACCCUUUGCCCAUGUGGAUCUGUGGCAGUCAGCUCGUGGCGCUCAACUUCCAGACCCCAGACAAGCCCAUGCAAAUGAACCAGGCGCUCUUCAUGGCGGGCGGGCACUGUGGCUACGUGCUGCAGCCCAGCACCAUGCGGGACGAGGCCUUUGACCCGUUUGACAAGAGCAGCCUCCGAGGACUGGAGCCCUGCGCCAUCUGCAUCGAGGUACUGGGGGCGCGACACCUGCCAAAGAAUGGCCGGGGCAUUGUGUGUCCUUUUGUGGAGGUUGAGGUGGCUGGGGCCGAGUACGACAGCGUCAAGCAGAAGACGGAGUUUGUAGUGGACAAUGGACUGAACCCUGUUUGGCCAGCCAAGCCCUUCCACUUCCAGAUUAGUAACCCUAAAUUUGCCUUCCUUCGCUUUGUGGUAUAUGAGGAAGACAUGUUCAGUGACCAGAACUUCUUGGCUCAGGCUACCUUCCCCGUGAAAGGCUUGAAGACAGGAUACAGAGCGGUGCCUCUGAAGAACAACUACAGUGAGGACUUGGAGCUGGCGUCCCUGCUCAUCAAGAUCGACAUCUUCCCUGCCAAGGAGAACGGCGAGCUCAGUCCCUUCGGUGGUGCCUCCCUGCGGGAGCGGAGCACAGAUGCCUCCACCCAGCUCUUCCAUGGCCGGGGCCGGGAAGGCUCCUUGGAAGGCCGCUACCAGCAGCCGUUCGAGGACUUCCGCAUCUCCCAGGAGCACCUUGCAGACCAUUUUGACAGUCGAGAGCGAAGGUUAGGGCGGUGGGGGAGGCCGCGGACAGGCUCAGGGAGGGUGCAGUUGUCUGGCUUUGAAGCCCAUGAGGCUACAAGGCCCUGUUGCCAGUACGGACCCUUCCCCUCUGUCCAGGGCCCCGAGAAGGACUCGCGUCAACGGAGACAACCGCCUCUAGUGCCCGCCUUGCUGGAGAGCAGCAGGUGCUGCGAGCCUCGUGGAGUGCCGGGAACGGGCUUCUCUGGACGUGGCCUCCCGUGACAGCCCUCCUGGUGUCACAGCCUGGAGCCUGGAUUCCAGCCGUGAAUGCUAGCAAAACCAAGCCAUUAAUGAGAUGUACUGUGUGGGCCCCCGUGCCCCAACUCUGGGGAAGGGAAAAACUGUACUGUGUCUCGCAUUAAGCACACACCUGGCCCCGAAUCUAGAGAUGGAUCCGUCCGUCCGUCCUGUGGGGCCAGGACCAGGGCGAAGCCCCGGUGGAGAGGGAGGCCGUCUCCUUGGUGGCACCGGAGGCUUCAAGGAGCCGCUGACAUUCCUGGGAGUAGAGGAGGAGGAGGAGGCGCCUCGCAGGGCCAGGGAAGCAAACAAAGUUUACAUUGUCCUGUAGCUUUAAAACCACAGCCGGGCAGGGUCAGGGCGGAGCGGGCCCUGCACUUGGGCCCCGGGCCAGGGCUGAGGAGGGGAAGGUCUGCGUGGAGGGGGCCCUGCCCUGCCCAGGAGGAGGACACAGCACAAGGGCACUGCCCGUGGCUGGGGUGCCACCUAGCCGGACAGACACAGGGGAUCAUGAUGAAAAUAGCAGUAUUAUUUUUCUUCUCAGUGGUGUUGUAACUAAGUUAUUCACUCCUCCCGCUCCUUCCCCUCGGCGGGAAAGCUCAGUGCAGAGCCCUGGGGAGCCGCGGCCGCCAGCCCAGGUGGGGAGGGCUCCGUGUGGGUGGGAAGGCUGUGGAGGAAGGAGUGGGAAGAGGAAAUAGCAAAGUAUCCUGGUGAGCUUUUUUGUUUGUUUGUUUUUAAGGCAAGGAAGACUUGGUUCUCCCUUAGGAAUGACGGGGGGGUGUAAGGAGUUGCCCACCCCGCGGGGAGGUAGAGUCAGGCAGACUUCCGCGUAACUGGUCAGAGAUGGAGAAGCCGGGAAGGCAGCCCCCCUCCGAGGACAGGCCGGGGAGCAGGCCCGUGGGCGUAAAGGUGCCUCAUCGCAUAGCCAGCAUUCAGCACACGCAAACCCACUGCCCCCGUUUGGGCUCAGGGUUGGCCAUUUGCUAGUUCUGCUGCCCUCUUAAGAUCUGACUGCCAAAUAAACCAUCCUCAUGUCCUUUUUC